AUGCCGAUCUACAACAGUACCACGACUUACAUUGGCCUAGAAGUGAGCGCAAAUAGUGGCGACAUCUCAAUUUAUGGCUCGACAGAGACCUUCUCACCUACCGAUUUCGUUAUUAACCAUCGUGGAUAUAUAUACGCAGAAACUAGUGGGACAUACACCCUUACCACGGAAAACGAUGAUGAUAUCAUGUUCGCCUGGCUAGGGUCCGCGGCAUAUAGCGGUUGGGAUAGAGCGAAUGCGAACCUGACGUAUGUCGUUGGCAUUAACACGGGUCCUAUAAGCGUGUCAGCGGAGCUACACCAGGGCCAUUACUAUCCCAUCCGCUUGGUAUAUGCCAAUGCCCCAAGUCAAGGUAUUUUUAACGCGACUGUCACUUCUCCCUCAGGAGAAAUCAUUCUGGGGCAAAACACGGCUGCCAGCCCGUCUGUGAUACAAUACUCGUGUGAUGGGGUCUCAGCGCCCCUAUAUCCGCCAUUUGGCUACGAGACCUGA
Penicillium lagena is the source of this 492-nucleotide messenger RNA. RefSeq lists its product as uncharacterized. NCBI's taxonomy places the organism in Eukaryota, Fungi, Ascomycota, Eurotiomycetes, Eurotiales, Aspergillaceae. Bases 1 to 492 code for a protein of 163 amino acids. The record is from RefSeq and is a predicted model, not a curated record. The transcript has a single exon.